Messenger RNA from Etheostoma spectabile (orangethroat darter), 9378 nucleotides. It is a transcript of the gene plekha6, whose product is annotated as pleckstrin homology domain containing, family A member 6. The record is from RefSeq and is a predicted model, not a curated record. The transcript has 29 exons. Bases 208 to 3888 code for a protein of 1226 amino acids. NCBI's taxonomy places the organism in Eukaryota, Metazoa, Chordata, Actinopteri, Perciformes, Percidae.
GUGUGUGUGUUUGAGAGAGAGAGAGAGAGAGAGAGAGAGAGAGAGAGAGAGAGAGAGGCAUGCAGUCUGAAGGAGAGAGAAGAGGACAGUGGUGUGUAUCUGUCCCACUGCUCUCCACCUCUCUGUUCAUCUCUCCAUCGCUCCUCCAUCUGUCCGUCCGCCGGUCCCGUCUCCUGCACUGUCGGUACAUGACGGAUCCAGGGGAGGAUGUUGAAGUUCCGUGUGGACAGGAGAGUCAGUCAACAUGACCCCAGUAGACCAGCUGGACCAGCAGUGAGCCCGAUCCAGCUGGAAGAGCCUGCAACCAUACACUCCUAUCUGCAGCACUGUGAUUUGGAUAUGAAUGGGAAGGUGAAUACUAAUGCUGAGAAGAUCACUCACUCCAAAAGUGCAAAUAUGGUGUCAGACCUGUCCCCAGAAGGCCAGCCUUACACCCGGAUGUCUCGUACUCCCAGAGGUACUCCCAGAACGGCAGCCACGUUUGGGAAGCGCUCCAACUCUAUGCGCAGGAAUCCCAAAGCCGCAGUCAGCAAACAGGGAUGGCUGUACAAGCAGGCCAGCAGUGGAGUGAAGCAGUGGAACAAGAGGUGGUUCGUCCUGGCUGACAGAUGUCUCUUCUACUACAAAGACGAGAAGGAGGACACGGUGUUAGGGAGUUUGCCGCUGCUUAGUUUCCGAAUUGGAGGAGUGGAGCCUUCGGAUAACAUUACCCGCAAGUUUGCCUUUAAGGUGAAUUCGGAGAAAGAGGAGGGUGUGGACGACGAGUUGAAGGAUCCUGUUGUGUUUUGCAUGCAGGCGGAGCACGCCGGCACCAGGACAUACUACUUCAGCGCAGACAGCCAUGAGGAACAAGAAGGGUGGAUCAGAGCUAUGAGCGAGGCUGCAGAGGUCAUCAUCCAGCCAACACAAAGAAUGAACUCGGACGCCACAGAUGACGUCAACCACACCAUGGUGACCAAGGCACCCAACCCACAGACCCCGCAGCAUCCACACACACAAGCACACAAUGAAACGGACAAUGACUUCCCCUCCUACCCUAAACUCAACGGGGUGAACAGCCUUGAUACACCCCCGCCCUCCACCCCCUGCUCCGACCAGGAGGGCACAAAGGACUACGGCAGACGAGGAGAAGGCGGCGGAGACGGCGAAGAUGAAGGCGGAGGACCUGGUCCUGACCAUGCCCCUCACCCGAGUCAACAUCCAAACGGUUGGAGCAACCACGGCACUCGCAAUGCCGCACCCCAUAACAGCAACAGCCAAGCCCCGCUCUCCAGGAGUCACAGCGGACGCCGUACCCCUCAGGGACAUCUUGAGGGGGGUGUCGGCCUGAUGAGGGACCCAAGGGAGCAGCAGGAAAAUGUUGUGCUGAGGAGGGGCUUUGUGCCGCGAACGGCUCCAGAGAGGGUGGCCCAGAGGAAGAGCUCCAUGGCCCAGCUGCAGCACUGGGUCAACCAGCGGCGGGGCAUGGCCUCACAGGAGGACCUCAACAGCCCGUCUCGUUACUACCCAGUGAACCGGGGGGUCCCUGGUGACUACUAUGGCUACCCUGGUGGCCCCCAGUAUGUGGAGGAGUACGCCUUGUACCCGCCGGGGGUCCGACCCGACAGCAUCUGCUCCGUCUCUACUGCGGGUGGCUACGACCGGCGCUGGACUGUUGAGGAGAAGCGCCACUCGCUGAGGGACGGACCACAUCAGCUGUACGGACCCACAAUGCCCAGGGAGCAGUGGAGGCCGCAGUGCUAUGGUGGAAUGGAAACAUCCAUGAGACGUCUGUCCAUCCAGCCGCGCUCCAGGUCCGUGCCCAGGUCUCCGUCCUCGUCAUCCUACUCGCCCAACUUUGCCUCACCGGCCCGGUCGCCGUCUGCCCGCUUUGACCGCUUUCAGAGGGGGAUGAGGGACGACGUGAUCUAUGCUGAUCCAUCCGUCUACAGCCUGCGUAGAUCCCUCAGCUCGCCCAAGUAUGACUACCCUGGUGAUAGGAGGUCCUUAAGCCAAGGAUUAUACCACUACAACUACCCUGUAUCCCCUUCCAUCCACAAUAAAAUGGAGGACAUGUUAGAUCUACAGCUGCAGCGCAACCUGGAUUACUUAGACCAACAGGUGCUCGAGGGAAGCCACCUAAUUGGCACGGUUCGCAGAAUGGUGGAGCGCUCAUCCUCAACAGCAAAGCUCUGUAUACAAGUACCUCCCUUCCAUGAUGUCUACAGCAGAGAGUUACAUCCUACACUGAAGCUCAACGAGAUUGAAACCAGUAAACUCUUGGGUCGACUGUGUGAGCAGAGCCAGAUUCUGAAAGACCACGAGGCUGUUGUCCACCGACUGAGAAUGGACAAGGAUAGCCUAGAGGAGGCGCUGGUGGCAACUCAUCAGGAGAUGGAGCUGUACCAUAACCAGCCGUUGGCCAUGGAGAAGCUGCGAUUCAAAAAGGAGACCCUGCAGAACCAGCUCAUCAACAUCAGAGGGGAGCUCUCCCAGGCCUCCAGUGCUUUAACCACCAAUCGUAUGGAGUUUGAAGCAUUGGAGGAUGAGGCCAACGCCAUUCAUGGAGAUCUAUGGGAGCAGCUUAAUGCAGGAGGGCAGAGUGAACUGGUCCGUAGGCACAUCCAGAAAGAGUUUUGGAGAGUCCAGGAUGUAUUGGAGGGACUGCACAAGAAUAACUCAUCCAGAGGCACUGACACAGCCAAGCACAGAGUGGCCAGUGGUGCAUCAGGCUCCUUUAGCACCAAUAGUCCAGCCAGUCCCCUGAGCUCAGUAAGCCUCACCAGCCCGCUCAGCCCCUUCUCCCCAGUGCCCGGCUCCCAGGCCUCCCCCACCAAACAGCUGGGCCCGGAGGAAAGUGUUCCCCCAAGGCCUCCCCUCCCCAAGUCCUAUUACCCUUUGGAGCCCUCCCCUACCUUUCCUCCCUCCGUCCCUCCCCUGCCCUUUGACAGCGCCACCUGGCUACGCAGCUUGGGCAUCGAUGACGGUUACCUUGAUGGUGAAGAUUCUCACAUCAGAAAGCCCAAAUUUGGAGAACACAACAACAUCAGUGACAUGCAAGACCAGGUCCAGGAUAGACAAUCCACCAUGAAUAAAGUUGGCAUUGUCCCUCCUAGAACGAAGUCCCCCACCGACGAAUCACACAGCAGCUCUGCUAGAGUUUCCCGCCAUAAUGGCAGAGUGCCUAAUGGAAUCUCUAGGGAGCGGCCGAAGAGCGCCGUGUUUCCAGCGGAGCUGAAGUCGAAGAUGAGCGUGCAGGAGCAGAAUGAGCGAAUCCGACGCAACCAGAGCAGCUCUGUGAGGGAAAAGAGGCGGAGUCUAAACCUCUCAGGUGGCCAGUCUCCAUCCAACUACAAAGUGAUCCGUAGGCGGCUUACAGCUCACGAGAUUGACAUCAAAGACCUGGAGGCGGCAGUUCGAGGCCCGGGGCAGGAGUCACCUCGGCAAGAGAUCGCUCGUCUGAGACAGUUAAAGGCUGAACCAGAACCCUACGACCUGGACCUCAGCAGAGAGGUGCAUUUGUUCCAGCUGAUGACUCCGGACAAGGUUCUGAUCCCGGAGCGCUACCUGGACGUGGAGGACAACACUCCUCUCAGUCCCGAGGAACAGAAGGAGAAGCAGAAGAAAGUGGAGCGGAUCAAGACCCUCAUUGCCAAAUCAAACUUGCAGAACAUGGUUCCUGUGCUGGAUGGCCCUGUGGAUGGCGUGGCUCCAGCCAGCUCCCAGCAGCAGUUGCAGGAGCAGGAGAAACGUAUCGAGAUCUCCUGUGCUCUGGCUGCCGAGGCCUCUCGUCGCAGCCGCCUUCUCUCCGCCCAGUGCGCCCCCAGCACCCCCACCUCCCCGACCAGCCUGGCCCCUCCCCCUUCCUCUGCUGACUUCCCCAACUCAGCCCGCACCAUGAUGGCGUGAGUCAUGCAAGCUCAAGCCCUGGCUGCUGUCAAGUUUGAUGGAGCAUCUUUCUGAGGAUUCACCGGACAAACUACAACAAAAGUACGGAAAGCUGUCAAAAGAGGUUCCUAGGAGGCAAGAGCCAAUUUCAAAUCCCAAAUGGAAGCUAUACAGACUUGUAAGCUCACCUUCCCCAGUUCCAUCCAACUCACGACGGUCUCCUGCUAUGUGUGCUCUAUGGCACCAAGGAAGGUUCUAGAUCUCCUACCAGCUUCAAGGUGUGAAACAUUUCUCUAUAAUUUUGCUCAGGACAUAAUCCACAAAGAAGACAUUACAGAUGAACUGCAGUAAGAUGGUGAUGAGAUAUUUUACACGCAUAAAGACAAAGUGUACAAAGUGUACAGUGCCCACACUGAAGAGUAAGAGGGAACAGAGCUGCAGAGAUAAAUCAAGAGAAAGAGUUCGGGAUGAGGCCAGAUGGACGUCUCUGAGGUUGACUGGUAGACAAAAGCUUCACAGACUUAAACCUACAGAGAGGCUUUGAACAUGCUUCUGGACACUAAAGGCCACAAUGAUGUUUCUACUGUAAUCAUCUAAUCUCCAUAUCAGCUUUUGAAAACCACCAUGGCUUGUAGCCCAGUGAGGAGUGGUGGUCAGUGACAGACAGAUUGACAUAUUCUGACACUUUAACAACUGAGCAAAAUAAGAGUGAAGCCUCUCAUCCUUUGUAAAAAAAAACAAAAAAACAAAAACAAACUGAGGACUCCCAUUCUGAACUCACUGUGAUGCCUGUCUCACCAAGACCUUCACCCCAUUCCACUUCUCCCAUCCCAUCAACAUGGUCAGGUAUUAAUUACACUCAUGUGCAACCAUUGGUACAUACAUUUGAUUGGGUUAAACGUAAUGUCACCUGGAUUACGUUUUGCUUCACUGCAUCGCCCAUCUUUCACACCAAACACACAAAAGCCAACCCCUUCUCAUUCCAACUCUUCACAUGCUUUCCUUGGAUUCCUUUCCAGUGGCCCUUAGCGUCAGAUAGUGACAUACAAGGCACCCUUUAGCAUCUGUAUGGGACGCACUUGGCAGAGCAGCAGCUCGGAUAAGGCUCUGUAAGAUGACAGUAUUUCUUUCACCCAGAAUACUGGGGCUCGUGUCCCCCUUCUUGUCCCACAUGUCACUUAAAUGUGCAUUUCUUUAACCCCUGCACGUUGAAAAAUGCCGCCAAGGGGUACCGACCCAGAGUGUCAAAAGUUAAAACCAAUAGGGUAGGGGUUGGGAUUGGAAGUGUGCUGAAAGAGCACAGUUUGUUUUAAGGCAGAGCUGAAGAUAAGGAGUAUUACGUCAACCAUGACCCAUUUUACAAAGCUGCUCAUGGCAACACCUUGUCCUACAUUUGUUUCAGAGUGUUGCAUACGUGAACCCCAAUAUUAAUUUUCUAACCUGGCAACCUCACCCCCUUUACUGACAUACUUGUAAGAUCUAGAGUAAAGCCCCUGCUAUACUACAAAAUGAACAGCUCUGUGUGUACGCAGAUUUGGUCCAGCCAACAUGCUUGUAGGCAUAUAUGAAGUUUGCGUUUUCAUACAUUUUAAACCGCAGUCUGUGUGGAUUGUGCCAGUUAUGUUACCUUGCAUGCCAGCUGGAUUCUCGGGGUCUCGCGACCGAUUGCCAAGCAACAAUGGCGGACGUGAUAGACAGAUCAUAGUUAGUUCAUCCAGUCACCUGCCAGGUAUUUUUUUGAGGUGCUUGCCCUUUUCCAAACAGUGGCUUCUUAGAUGGUUCUAUGUACCAUCUGUGCAGUUGAUGACAUGUAUGUCACACUCUUUUCUACAUUAAAAUAGGCAUCUCACAGCCUCUACCUGCUGUCAAUGCUGUCAAUGCUGCAAUGCCAUUGGUAAGAGUCAGCUUAUUUGGGGGUCAACAUUCAAUUCAGUUGAAUUUUUGCCAAAAAACGAGGAGGAAAAUCAAGGCAGUGCGCACAGCUAGGACUCUACUUGCUCUUUGUUGUGUUGACUUUACUAUGAUGUGAAAGUCAUUCAAAUUGUAAAAUUGAAAUCUUAUACUUAUUUUUGUUGAAUUAUGGGCAUUUCAUCUGUAUGAUGGAAUGUUGUUUGACACUGAGACAGACACAUUUACUGUGGUUGGACUCACUUUCUGUACGGUUCUGUCCAGAGUGAAGUGUUCAAACCAGAGAUGUCAGACACCAAGUGACAUGCUUUCCCCUAAUGAGGUGGACCAAACAUUUUAAUAUGGAGAAUAACACAGUGGAUAAGCAGUGGAUUAUAUACUUAGGGAUAUAAUGUGUAUUUCAACUAAUACAAUGGCUGCUUCAAAGAAACAGCUGGCUCACACAAUAUUCUGUCAUAGAUGAAAAGAAGCAUCUUCUCGAGGCUACAACAAAGCCUAAAGGGAGAGACAGUUACUGCUCAAAGAUGAGGGUGAAUAUGAGUCUGGAAGCCUUUUCCUGAUAGAACAUUUUUAAACCUCUAAUUUUUGUAAACCCUCCUACCUUUAGACAAAGAUGGUGGUCAUCUGGAGGUUAGACAGGGAAAACGUCGGACUAAUAGAAAGAAAUGGGAUAGGUACCAGGGACUCUUGUGUUGAACGCAUAUACUUACAGAGCCAUCCACCUGCCUGACCUCCACACCAUCGCUCUAUAUGACGUAUGUAUGUCAUGCGCAUGUGCAACAAGAGGGUAGACCGACAAGGCAUAUGUUUACCAUUAGCAUUGCUAGCGUUAGCUUAGCCAACUCCUUCGCCACUAACGGCGCAAGCUGAAAAAUCAAACUUUUACCAAAAUCCGUGGUGAGGAGAGUCACAAUAUCAUGGCCACCAACAGAACUCAGCAAAGAUUGUUCAGCGUUGCCACAACGGACCAAAUGGCUUCGCUCACAUCUUUCUCUACCGCCAUUACGGAACUACAACUCUAGCGCACGGCCUCAACGUCAUUGUUCUCAGCCACUCCCUCUGUUUGCUGAUUGGACCGGUUAAGAUCUGACUGGAGAUAACCCAAGAAUGUACCGCAAACCCAUACGGCAUACUGAAGGGAAAUUAAUAUUGAGCCAAAGUACGUAGGAGGGCGGAGCCAGGCUAACAGAACAUUAGCAUUGAACAACAAUCUCUUAUCCUGAAGAGAUGCAUGUCAAUGUGAUUCUGAAGGGGCACCAUCACCUCACCAUCAACCUAUGUAUGCAGCUCAGUUUUUUUAAAUCCCUUUGCAUUUAACAUCACAUUCAUUCAGACUUUGUCAUAAUGCUUAAGAAAUUCCCAUGUGAUUGUCUACAGAUAUAUAGGUAAAGUAUGUUGGAUAGAAAUGGUACAAUGCAUGUGCAAAGUAAAGAUAGAAGUGACCUUAGAAGAGUAACUCUGGGAGAAAAGCACUUGUCUGUGUGAAGAGGAUUUAGCUAAUGGUGCAUUUGAUGAUGAUGAGGAAUUGUACAGUGGAAAAAAAUAUGUAACAUCCCGAAAACAUUUCAUCUUGUCAUGCAGUGCCAUAUGUCUGAAACAUGUCUGUGUUUUGUCUGUUGUGAUGAAAGAACAUAUUAUUGACAUAACUUACAAAGGAGUCUGAAUCUGAAAGAAAUGAUUGGUGGUACCAAUGGUGGUUGCCAAGGUUAGAAAUCUCUACCCAUCAUGGCCAACGUUAAAUAAUUAAAUAAUACAUUUCAAAAUAAAAAUGCAUUAUUUAACUUUGAAUGCAAUGAAUAACACACUGAUUUCAUGAUUUUAUUUGGAAUAAACCAACAUGCAUAAAUGAACCACGUAUUGGGAAAUAACUGAAAGAAAUAUUAAAGCUCAACUCAUUAUUAUGCAACUCUGUCUCAUAAAAAUGACAUUACCAUAGAACUAGACUGCAUUCUCAAUUAUGUUUUUGAGAAAAAUGUAUUUUCUUACUUAACUUAAGUUGUUAUGUACGUAAGUUAAGUAUGUUACGCAAGUAACUACAUAAGUUGAAAUAGGUCAACGUUGACUUUUGGUUUCCCACAGGACAUGAGCAGCGCUCUCCUGGGUAAAAAUCCCAUGUUUGAUUGAGCUUAGUCUAAAUCGACGGCAUUCCACGUCCAGGGUAGUUCAGGUGUCGGCGGAUCGACUAUGGUUAACUGCUCCUCAGAUCCACAGCGCUGUGGAGGAAGGUCUGGCUAGACUAGGUUGACCUAGACACAUCCAUUCACCCCACCCUCAUCCCUACAUGGACUUUGAGCAUGGACUGUGAUUAGGAACGUACUUGUGACGUGUCAAAACAAAUGUAAUCUUGGACAAAAUACAUUUCAUGUAUGGGAACAUCCUUUUUAGGAGACAGGGCUGUAUUUAAGAUAUGUUCUGUGUUCAUACAUUGGAGUUCAUUUCUAUUUAAUAUAGUACAUUUUAUGUGGAUUUUUCUGGAACAGUGUGACUGAAGUUUUUUCAGUGACAGAAAGGUCCAAAACUGAAAACUGCGAUCUUCAAAUGUUAUUACAUUCUAGACUUGGCCAGAUGUGAACACCUUGACGACUACACACACACACACACACAGACAGACAGACAGACAGACACACACACACACACACACAGACACACAGACAGACACACACGUAUACACCUUUCUUGUGUUAUGUGUGUUAUUUAUGCUUUUUUGCCCAUACACUUCAAGUUACCUGCCUUUGUAAAAAGCUAUUGUAUGUCCAUUCUCAGAGACAAUAUGGCACAGAAAAUUAAGAAAAUAGAAAGUUACACUGAAAGCAGUUAAUGGCUCUCACGCAAAAAACAAGGAUUUAAAAGAAUACGUCUAUUUUUUCUCGUUUUAAUGCUUUUUUUAGAAAGGGAAUAUGUUCAAAAGAGGCAGUGGGUAUAUUUUUAGAUGCAUGGAUAUUCAAUGACAAGUUGACAGGUUAAAUUUGUACACUCAAUUCUGUUUUGCAUUUUCACACACAAAAACUACUUUUUUAUUUCAUUGCUCUUGAGGAUUGUUCAAGGGAGCACAACAUAGAUAUUUUUGGAUUAUAAUUGGAAUCCGAUGUCUUGAGAAAUGACAGCCAAUGUAAGGUGGUGUCCAAUAUUUGAUACUAGAUGUAGCAUUUGUGGAAGAUGAAAAGAAAUAAUAUAUACGUUAUAUACAUUGGUCAGUGUACAUAAUAUUUUGGAUUUCAGUUACAGUAUAUCCUACUAUCACAUGUAACCAUUGCUAUUUUGGGGGGAAUAGACAAACUGCUUGAACUAUGCAAAUGAUUAAAAAAAAUAAACAAAUAAUACGCUUGCUUUCAGAAAACCUUGCAAUAAAGUGAAUGUAUACGAAUAAUGUGUUUCUGUAGAUGCUUCUGAAUUCAUCCCAGUAUUUUGUAUGAUAGAAGAUGUCUCGCUGCCUGGAAUGACGAUCUAUUUACUGCUCUCUCUAAUUUUACUCAACUUGUUGAUGAUGAAGUUCACUGCCAAAAAGACUACUGAGGUUUACUGUCCAGCGGCCCGUUGCCACCUGAUGAUAUUCCAGAGUCGUUAUAUCAAAUUGUAUGUCUGAAUGAAUAAAGUGCAAAAAAC